AUGAGCACCACAACAAGUUCGGUGCGCAGCAUCCUGCCACAACUCGAGGCAGCUCUCAAGUCUUUCCAAUCUUCUAAUUCCAAGUUUCGCAUUGUCCGAACUAUCAAUCCUUCUGCUACAAGUCCGCCCUCUCCAAAGACUCUGUUCAUCCUCGAUUCAUCCUUCAAUCCGCCCUCUAAAGCCCACUUGGCUCUUGCCAAAUCUGCCUUGCACUCUUCUUCAACAAAGCAGCAUCAGGCCCCAUACAGGCUGCUUCUUCUUUUCAGCACUCACAAUGCCGACAAAGCUCCCUCCGCGGCCUCAUUCCCUCAGCGUCUGGCGCUCAUGGCCAUUUUUGCUGAGGAUCUGCUGAAAGAUCUUCAAAGCGCCGCCAACCACAAAAACUAUGUACUGCCAACCGUCGACAUUGGCUUGACCACUGCUCCUUAUUACACCGACAAAAGCUUAGCCAUCUCAAAAGAAGGCUCCGAGCAUUAUCCAGACUCUCCCAAACAUGUUCAUCUUCUGGGCUUUGACACUAUUACUCGCUUCUUCGCAGCCAAGUACUAUCCUAACUUUAGUCCGCCACUCUCGGCGCUCAAUCCUUACUUCGAUGCAGGACAUCGGCUGCGUGUGACUCUGCGACCUUCAGAUGAGUAUGGUACGGUUGAAUCGCAGCAGGAAUUCGUGAACUCAUUGGCUAGGGGUGACAUGGAAUCUGAUGGAGGCAAACGGGAAUGGGCUUCACAGAUCGAAGUGGUACAUGCCGAAGAAGGUGUGGGUGUGAGUAGCACGAGGGUCAGAAAAGCAGCUAAGCAACAAGACUGGAACGAGGUUCAGCAGCUGUGCACGCUGGGAGUCGGAAAGGCGGUGAUGGAGGACACGAUUUACGAAAGCGACGACCGAGGAGCCAAGAUGGCCUAA
Molecule: messenger RNA, 903 nt
Organism: Aureobasidium melanogenum CBS 110374
Lineage: Eukaryota; Fungi; Ascomycota; Dothideomycetes; Dothideales; Saccotheciaceae
Exons: 1
Coding region: 1-903 (300 amino acids)
Cellular component (GO): cytoplasm; nucleus
Molecular function (GO): ATP hydrolysis activity; nicotinamide-nucleotide adenylyltransferase activity
Source: RefSeq, a predicted model, not a curated record